This is a messenger RNA of Monopterus albus (swamp eel), 6877 nucleotides long. It is a transcript of the gene leng8, whose product is annotated as leukocyte receptor cluster (LRC) member 8. Lineage: Eukaryota; Metazoa; Chordata; Actinopteri; Synbranchiformes; Synbranchidae. The coding region runs from base 342 to 2690 and encodes 782 amino acids. Gene Ontology annotation, cellular component: nucleus. The transcript is spliced from 16 exons. The record is from RefSeq and is a predicted model, not a curated record.
CAUUUUGUGUCUCCACAGACCGAGCAGAUUAAAUUGGUAGUUAACGAAGACGGAAGCAAAUAUGCGAAUGUUCACUUUAUUUCUGAAUAUACAGCUUUCAGUAGAGUGUGUUAAAGUUUGACUUGAAGGGAUAGUUAAAGUGAUUUUCGAUCACCUUACUAUUUUUCUUGUAAUCAGAUGGUUGGCCGCAUUGCUGGUCUAAUCUUGUUUACGUUUUGCUGUAGCACGACAGCUAAAGCUAACCACACUAGCACAGUUUCUCUCUAGCAGCUAUCCUAACGUUAGCUCGCGAGCAGUUGUCCUAGCUUUAGCUUUCUAAGCUAACUUAAAUCUGUGGCGAAAUGGCGGCCAACACGACACAAACAACACCGACGACUAACUGGUCUUAUGGUGCUUCUGGGGAUGGCCAGGUUCACGAAAACCCAGAAUGGGAGAAAGCAAGACAAGCACUAGCAUCCAUUAAUAAGAGUCAGAGCUCUGCUAAGGCUACUCAAGCCAGCCGGACCACAGCAGAGACUGGUCAGUUUCAAUCUGCAGUCACUGAAUCUGCUGCUGUUCAGCAGCAGUACUAUCCGUGGUACCAGCAAACUCAGCAGCACUAUCCUGGAUACACGUACCCCUAUAAUUACUACUAUCCCAUGGGUCCAUAUGGAGCUGCAUAUCCACCAAAUCAGUAUGGUGUACCUCCAGGUGCUUAUCCAGGAACUCCAGCCUCUAAUGGACAGCCUCCUCCAGUGCCUGGAAUGGAAGACCAGUCCCCCACAUAUCCCUCUCAACCACAGCCUCCCCCCCCUCCUGCUCCUCCGCCACCUCAGCGCCCAUCCACCUCAGAGAACAACGCCUAUCAGGCCUCUCAAAAUAACUCCCAGCAGCAACAGCAGCCAGGCCAGUAUGUACCAGGGCUGGGCAGAGGAGAAACCAACAAAAACAAAAACCAAAAACAAGGGCAGCAACUGUGGCAUCGGAUGAAACAAGCACCUGGGACAGCUGCUGUGAAGUUCAAUAUUCCCAAGAGGCCCUAUCAGGUUCAGUGUUCUCCAGUCUCCAAUCAGGCUUUUCCUCCAGGCGAGCAGCCCUCAGGAUUGAAUCCAACUCCUUCCUCCCCAGCUACUGCUGUACCUGGAGGUGCUCCGACACGACCCCAGGACUGGCCCCAAGCCAUGAAGGAGUACGUUCAGCGGUGUUUUGCAGCCUGUGAGACGGAAGAAGACAAAGACCGCACAGAGAAGGUGCUAAAGGAAGUCCUGCAGGACCGGUUAAAGGACGGCUCUGCUUACACCAUUGACUGGACUCGUGAGCCAUUGCCAGACCUAAAGGUCAAACAGUCUCGUUGGGAAGCUGUUCCACAACAGAGGACAACAGAUAGCUCAGUUAGCCGUGGUGGAAUCACUGUGUCUGCAGCUUCAAGAGGCAGGGGUGGUGGACACAGAUUGGGCCAUUACAGAAAUAUAUUUUCUCAAAGGAGUCCAUCUUCUAGUUCCUCCCAUUCCUCCUCUCGCUCACCAUCUCCCUCUCAUGGCCGACAGAGGGAUCGCAGUCACCAAAGGCACAGGAGAAGUGAUUCCGGCUCCCAGUCAGACAGCAGUAUUUCCAGUGACCUCCGACCUCAACUGUCAAGACGAAGUCAGAAAGGAGCACGUGGUCGUGGUAAUGAUAGGGAUAGAGGACGAGGAGGUGGAGAGAGGGGACGAGGAAGAGGAGGAAAAGCCAAUAGAGGAAGGCGAAACAUGGACGAUUCCAGUGCAGUUGUUGGAAAAAAGAGGAAAGGCGGCAGUGCUGGUUUCGAUUUUCAUGACCCCAACAGAGAGGCCAAGAAGCAGAGUAGAGCAGCUCGUUUCCACAAGCAGCUUCGUUCAGAGCCCCUGGUUCUCUCCAUCAGUACCCUGGACCUACCUGAUGGAACACAGGAGUGCCUCAGCUGGGAGGACUGCCCCAUUGUGGGAACAUGUCAGGACAUCACUAAGUCUUAUCUACGUCUUACAUGUGCUCCUGACCCCUCUACUGUGCGUCCUGUGCAUGUGCUGAGAAAAUCCAUGCAGGCUGUGAAAGCCCACUGGAAAACCCACCAGGACUACGCCUACGCCUGUGAACAGAUGAAAUCCAUACGUCAGGACCUCACGGUCCAAGGAGUUCGUACUGACUUCACAGUGGAAGUGUACGAGUGUCACGCACGCAUUGCUCUGGAAAAGGGAGACCAUGAAGAGUUCAACCAGUGCCAGACCCAGCUGAAGUCCCUGUAUAAGGACACUCCCUCAGAGAAUGUUGGAGAGUUUACAGCGUAUAGAUUGCUGUAUUACAUUUUCACUAAAAACUCAGGAGAUCUGACCACUGAGUUGGUGUACUUGACCCCAGCGCUACGGGCAGAUGCGUGUGUGGCUCAUGCACUUGCACUCCGGGCUGCCUGGGCAUUAGGAAACUAUCGGCGUUUCUUUAAGCUCUACCUGGAAGCCCCACGCAUGGCUUCAUACCUAAUUGACAAGUUUGUAGAGAGGGAAAGAAAGGUUGCACUUCGGGCCAUAGUUAAAACGUUCAGGCCCGAUUUGCCGGUGCAAUAUGUGCAGUCCACUCUGGGUUUCCCUUGUUUAGACUCCUGUAUGACCUUUCUUACUGGGCUAGGUGUCACGUUCACCCCCUCAGACCCCCAAAAGAUAGACUGUAAAACCAGCACAGCCUCUUUGGCUGCCUCCUGAGGGAGUGGGUGCUAGCACACUGAAGGGAGGCAGUAAGGGACCAUUGUGGAUCCUUUUGAUAUUCAAUACACUGCACCUAGACACCUCAGACAGUUCAGAUAGAGUAGUGGCAGACUAACAAGAAACAUGCUAACAUAUUCUGCUGCAAGACCUGAAUUUUAGAUGCAGAUGUAGUUUUCUGACAGGGAAAUUAGCUGUUUUAAACAUGAGGGCUAAUAUCUGCACACUGUCACUCAAUAUAAGUUAGUCAAGUGGCCAAGUUAUCUCGCUAAAUUUACAAUGCCAGAGAAGUGAGCAAACAUUUUAAAUUGGGAUUAUCAUAUAGUCUCAGCACUUAGAGGCCAAGAGAUCAGACAGCACAAGCAGGGAAGCGUUCAUCCUCCUUUACCACCAUCAGAUGUCAAAGCUAACAGUGUUAUGUUUUUUCCUUCCUCAAGUCAGCAGCUCCAAGACCUGAAGGUUCAAGUCUUGUCAGUCAAAGGGGAAACAAACAGCUCUUCAAAUAAUUUAUCCAGCUCUCUGCUGUUUGAAAUUGAGCCAAUGGAGUCAGAUCGGCUUUGUAUUUUCCUCUAAGAGACAGUGAGAUGACAAGGUGAGAAGAUGCCAGCAGUUUGUCUGAAAGAAGGAGUGGUGGUUUGUAUGCCCUGCCGUCUGUCCUGUUUCCUCAUCGUGUCCACAGUUAGCUGUUCAUCCUUGUCCUUGUCCCCAGCCCGUGAAAGCAAUGGACUGAAAUCUGAAGUCUUGUUCCUAUGGGGUAUUUAAUUUGCUCAUCACUGUUUUGAACUGAGUGGCCAGCUUUGGGAAGAAGUCUCUAUCUGGUGAGCAUUGACUUUGUAUAUGACAAAGGAUACAGCCAAGUGUUCUUCAUCAAGUUCUCGUCCGUACCGUGGAGCUGCACUUCAGAAUCAGAGUAGCCAGUGGCAGAGGGGGAAUCUGCUUUCAUCAUCCUCAGGUAGAAGUUCCUGCCGGCACCUAGAGUCCAACAUACUGCGGUCAACGCAGCAGAGUGCAGUGAAGAAUCCCAUCUUUCAUCUGUGUCUAAUGUUUAAACUUCAUCGGCUGUUACUCAAAAGCAACACGGCAUCUUCAGGUACAGCUAAAGGAGAAUUCUGCAUGGUGGAGCAUUAAAGAAAACAGGCUGCUUCUACACAAAGAAUUAACGAGUGGUUUGUAUGCUACAUCUGGCUCUGGCGUUUGCAAGACUGGUAAGCAAAAGGGACUUCUCUGGAAGGAGGUGGAUGAUGGCCCAGCAGAUGUUAUCUCUGUUUUUUGUGUUGCUCAACAGCAGUAUUGGCCUUUCUCUUCAGGAAAGGAAAAAUUAUGGACCUACACCCAGUUUUAUGAAAACAUAACAGGCUUAUAUUGGACAAGUUAAUUAUCAUAACAAAUUUGGCUAACUGCUAAAAGACGCCAGAAAUAGUACUGCACACUGGUGUCUGAAUGUCAUAUGAUAAAGUAUUUAAGUCAAAAUGUGUUUUAAACACACAAUUUAAUAAAUAGAAGCGCAAACUAGUGCUUUCAUUUUUCCAGAUGGUAUGAAAUUUCCUACAGUAAAAGCUGUAGCAUAGUGUACUGAAAAGCUUCUUUAAGUGGUUUGGAAUUGUGGAGUUAGUUCUUGGAUGGGAUUUUUCAUCCCUUUUUUGCUCUUUUCAGAUUUGUGCUUUUCAUGACCCAACAAUAAUAUUGGUAAUUGGGAGAAGAUCUAUUAAAAUAGUUAAAGCGGUAGUGAUUAGACAAUUCACAAAUGAACCCCUAACCAACAUAACCUUUGAAACUAUCAAACGUAUUUUGUAAUUUGGGCUGUCGUACAAAAUGACCAAGCUUAAACUGAAAACAGGUUAUUCCUCAUAAUCAAUUUUUUUUUUUUUUAAUUUUAUUUUAGCAGUAUUAGUUUCCACUAGAAAUAUUGAGCUUGAGGUGUUUAAGACUGUGGUGUAACUGCCCAGGACACAAGUGGCUGCAGGCUUGAUGUACAAUCCACAUGUCUAGUUGUGUAAAUAUUUUCUGAUAUUGCUGUGAUUUCUUUUCAGUUAGUGCAUAGGGUUGUUUUUUUUCCCCCUCCUCCCUCUUACCCAGGUAAGACUGACUUUUUUCCCCUGGGAUCCACAAAAUUCUUAGAACUAUGAUGUGAAUAUGUAAACUUAAUGCAUACAGGUCUGCUUUGGAUUGUGUGCUGUGUAUUCAUCACAGUAGUUACAGGGGAAGAGUUGGUAAUUGCCGGUGGUACAGCCUGAAAGCACUGGUAAACAAACCACAUUCCGAGGGAGGUCAUGCUCAAAUUCAAAGAGCUGGUUGUUUAUAACACUCCCACAUUGUGUCACUUGCCUGUUUUUUGACAAACAACAAAUUCCCAUCAAUCUGACAAGUCACUUGCAAACCUGGACCAUCAGUUUUGUUUUCACGCUCUUCAUUAUUGCAGACAUUUUGUGACGAUGGUGAUCUCAACAUGUUCUCUUUCUUUCCCCUUCAUCUACCUUGUCCUUUGUCCUCCUUGCUGUUCCCUCCUCUCACUCCCUGAAUCUCUCUCACACACCACCAGACUUCUCAUUCUUCAGCUCUUGGUACUGCUGCAUUGCAGGAGCCCACGGAGUGAUGAUAAGUGGGCGAACCUCCUCCAGACGCCAGCCGGAGAGAGUGAAUUGUGAGCAAACAUGGUUUGACCCACUCAAGUCGAAGCCAUACAACUGCAAAAAUACAUGGGAGCCUCACAUAAUGAAAUGUGGCAAAUGUUGAGCCACAUGUGAUUUGCUGCUAACCCAAAUAUUGAAACAUUUUUCUGUGUAACAUGAUGCCUAGUUUUAAACCGUGUUUGAUAGUUUCCAUGUGCUGUUUUCUUUUUGUCCAGACACAUUUCCAUUUUUUGAUUAAUCUGUCUGCAAUUGUUUGCUUGUAAAAUAAGUUAUCUACUUUUUUUUUUCCAUGUUAGCCAAUCUAUUUUAUGAUUAGGAAUAAUUUAGCUUGUUUGCUGGGCAUGCUUGUUUUCAGUCAGUUGUUAGCUUUGAAAAAGAGGACCCCCCAAAAUAAAAUGUGUCUGGACAGCCAGAAGUUGUAGUCAUCCUCAAAGUUUAUCUGUAUUUAGUUUAGUUUUUUUUUUUAAUAUAUAAUAUUUAGGUAGAGUUGUGAAUGACCGCUUCUUCACAUGUGAUGAACUUGUUGACUGUGUAAAUGUAAAAUUUCACACAGGCUUUGUGUGUAGAGGAUGUUUGCUAUAUAGACAUUUUUUGUUUUGGUUUUGGUUUGGUUUUUUUGUGGAAAACUCACCCCAGACAGCUAACAGGAUACAUUUUCAUUUAGGAAUUUUUUUUUUUCCUCCUAUGAUGCGUGAGUCAUGUUUUCAGUAUUCGUUUGCUCCCAUGUUAAUGUAUACCUCCAUCAGUUUUUGUAACUCCUUCCCUGACACUUGAACCCCCAUGUCUCUCCCCUCAUCUGUGGUCAUUUCCCUUUAACCCAUCUUCAUUUGAGUUUCUUGUCUCUGUUCUCACUUCCUGAUUCCCUCCCUUGCAUGCUGCUCUCCUGAUCUCUCCUGCACAUCUCUAACCAGUAUUUUUCUCUUCUUAUUCUUAUCUUUUCCUUUUAAUAUUGAAAAUGUUGGUGACUGUUUGCCUUGUGCAACUAGUCACUCUCACUAGUAAGUAUAGUAUUGUGUCUGCAGUGCUUUAAUAGUUUGUGUUGCAGCUCACUAACACCUGGAGUUAAAGGUUUAUCUGCAAUGUCUCCUCCCUAGUCCCCUUCCUCUACAGAUCUGAUAUGAUAACUGCCAUUUUGUAAAUAACUUGUACAUAUUCUCUUUUGAGAAAAAAAUCUAAUAAAAUUCAAGUAUGAAGGGUAAAUAAUGUGAUUGCUUAUUACAACCACAAGUUGUGGAUUCAUUAGCCAAGUGGAUAAAACAAGCACAAGUGUUUUACAUGGUCUAUUUAUUGUGAAAUGUUAUGGAGUGAGAGACACUGGUGACACUGAGAAAUAGACUAGAUAUGAGAUCAGUUAGGUUACUUGACACAAGGAAGCAGUUCUCCUUCAUCCAGCUCUCACAUUUUAACAUGAGGCUAAAGAUGACUGUCAUUGGAGUAGUUGGGUGAAGCUGGUAUUUGGUGGUGCAGUAAAAAGGAAAAGUUGAAAUUUGAGAGCAAGAACAGAAUAUAAACCAGCAACAAAAGAGAAAUAUAGAAGAAAUAAAAACUACAUGCAGU